Trichomonas vaginalis G3 is the source of this 1176-nucleotide messenger RNA. RefSeq names its product armadillo (ARM) repeat-containing protein family. Bases 1 to 1176 code for a protein of 391 amino acids. Lineage: Eukaryota; Parabasalia; Trichomonadida; Trichomonadidae. The transcript has a single exon. The record is from RefSeq and is a predicted model, not a curated record.
AUGUUAGCAUCCAUGUUUGUAAAUACUGUUGAAAUUGAUGAAUCUUUCGGAACUUAUAAAUUACCAUCUAUUAUCCUCACAAUUGCAACAUCAGGUGAUAGUCAAUUAGAAACAAGUGCAUUAACAUUACUAGUGAAUAUUUUUGCAUCUAAACAACCAUAUUAUCGCGAUUAUUUCUCUCCAGAAGAUAUGCAAUUAUUAUUUGAUUUCAUUAUUAAGAAUAGAAUAAAUAAGACAAAUUACGUGUUCAAGAUUCUUCUUAUAAUUAUGGACAAAAAUUCGGACUUUUCAAUAAAUUACUUUGCAAAUAUUCCAAAAGAAACUUUAGUCGAAGCAUCUCUAGCAAUAUCACGUUCUGCUGCAACAGAUCGUUACAAUGAAUCAUUAAUGAGCAAUUUAAUCAUCAGAUUUAUUGAAAGAGUAAUCAAUAUCAUGCCAAUUGAAGAAUAUUUCGAAACUUUAGGUAUGAUUAUUAACGAUGGAUUAAGAUUUUUAGAUCUGACACAUCCACAUAUGACAGAUUUCUUCAAUUUAUUAGAUUUAAUUUCAGAAAACGAAAACUUUAAAGAUCUUGAUUCUAAAUAUCAGUUCGGAUAUUAUAUCAAUCAUAACAUGUUCCAAAUUCCAGAUGACUUAAUUAUUCCUGCACUUAAUGUUUUAGCUGCUUCUUCUUUGUCUGUUGACAAGAUAGAUAUUAACCAACUUGUUAAUCUUUGUGCAAAUUCAGAUGUUGAUAUACAACAGACUGCAUUCUUUGCUAUAGGAAAAUUAAUUUUUAAUCAUAGUGAACUUGCAGCCAAAUUUUACGAGGUCUUUUCUCUUGACUUAUUAACGAAUAUUGAAUCAUAUUCUUCCAAAAUUAAGCUUGAAAUUAUUUAUAUAAUGACAGCUUUUGCCAUUUAUUGCGAUUCUGCUGCUAGAUUAGAAAUGAUUGAUGCUGGUCUUAUAGAUGAGUUAUUAGAAUAUAUAGAAUUAUCUGAUUUUUCUGUUGAAAUUGCAAAUUCAUUAAUUUUGUUAUUGAAAACCAAAAUGGAUAUAGAUGGAGCGCAAGUUACAUUAGAUUUCAUUAACGAGCAUGAUAUAAUAGAAAUUUUAGAAAAUAUCAACGAAGAAUCAAAUGAUGAAAAAUUUCAUGCUGAAUUUGACUUGUUUGUUUCAAUUUUUGAUCCUAACUAA